GAUAAACACGGCACAGACGCGCACGCACGCCUCCCCCCUUUUGUCUUCCGUGCGUAAUGGGCGUGCGUCGGGAUUCGGCUUUUGGUUCCUUGUAGAAGAAGGAUCACUUUUCCAGUUUCGGCAGCCAAAACAUUUCCGGCUUUUGCGCUCACGAGUUUUCCAAAUCCUCUCAGAGGAAAAGUCUGCGGAAUAACCAGCAUCGAGGCGUCGUGAUGAUGGAUUCGCGGAGUUUAGCUGCUGCUCUCCUGCUUCUUUUCGGUUUGGCGACAGUUUUCGCUCAGACUUCCGCACCUGGCAAAGCGUGUGAGACGAAGAAUGGGACGAGCUGCGAGGAAUGUCUGCAGAAUGUGACGUGCCUUUGGUGCAUCAAGACCAAGAUGUGUCUAACGUAUCCAGCGAGGACCAUCCUUCCUCCCCAUGCACUCUGUCCACUGAAUGACGCACGCUGGGGGCUCUGCUGGAUGAACUUCCAGACGUUGAUAAUCACGUUGGCAGUGAUUGGUGGAAUAAUCAUCAUCGCCUUCCUGGUCUGCCUGUUCUGCUGCUGCAAGUGUGAGAACUUUGGAUCCAAAAGGGCGGAGGCCAAGAUGGAGAAACAGGCCAAUAAGACGAGAACCAAGCAGGAGGAAAGGCGGGCAGAAAUGAAACAGAGACAUGACGACGUCCGGAAGAAAUAUGGUCUAAGUGGGCCAAACCCAUACUCCAAAUUCUAAACCACGACCCUUCUGUUUUUCCCUGAACUCCGACCUCUCAUGCAUGAUACAUCAACAUGUUUUGCAGGCAUGAGAAUGUCUGUAAACUAUAAUUUAAAAAAAGUGUGCGUUGUUUUGUAUGUAUCCAUAUCUAUGCAUUUCUAUAUAGAGAUAUGAAGUCAGGCUUGUCUGGCUUCCUCCAGCCAAUGAACAAGGAUGUUGUGUUCAAUGUGCUGACCUAAGAGGCUGUAACUAAAAGCUAGAAUAGACGUGUUGCAGCAGUGUUCUUCAAUACUACAAUAGUCUUCCCUGUGGCUCUUAUAGAAUACGUCUAGUUGUACUAUUUAUUAGGAAUAACUCAAGUUUAAUUGUACAAAAUGGGGAAAAGAAAAAAUCAAUUCUGUUUUGUCUAAUUAAAAUCUGUUGCACCUGUAAAUCUAUUUUACUCCUCUGAGUUGCUGCUGAUUUAGCAAUCUUCUCUGGGAAUGAUAGCCUAUUUUUGUACUUGGAUGUAGAUUUCCUCUCUAGUUCCAAAUUGCCUCAUUCCUUGUCAAAAUCUAGGUAUGUAUGUUUCACAAAAAAACAUUUUCAGUUCAAUUCAUUUUGGAUUUUUUAAUUUGUUGAUCGUGGAUUUGGAUGUUUAUGUAAUUCUACAUUUGCCGUAAUUCUAAAUAGAAGACUUUGGAUUAAUUAUUCAAUUAGUGCAGAUACUUUUAUUGCUUGUAUGUUGUCUGCACUGUGCUUUUAUUAAAACUGUGUUAUUAAAAGGUGAAAGUUCAUUGAUUAAA
Gasterosteus aculeatus aculeatus (three-spined stickleback) is the source of this 1480-nucleotide messenger RNA. RefSeq names its product PTTG1 interacting protein a (gene pttg1ipa). The record is from RefSeq and is a predicted model, not a curated record. Gene Ontology annotation, biological process: protein import into nucleus. Lineage: Eukaryota; Metazoa; Chordata; Actinopteri; Perciformes; Gasterosteidae. Gene Ontology annotation, cellular component: cytoplasm; nucleus.